Molecule: messenger RNA, 1700 nt
Organism: Leptinotarsa decemlineata (Colorado potato beetle)
Lineage: Eukaryota; Metazoa; Arthropoda; Insecta; Coleoptera; Chrysomelidae
Molecular function (GO): 2-oxoglutarate-dependent dioxygenase activity
Source: RefSeq, a predicted model, not a curated record
AGAAAAGUCCCUAACUUUUAAAAUAUUUCCUUGAAAAUUUUUCAGUUAGUGAUUUCUAAUUAAUUCUUAAUAUAUCUACUGCCUUGAAAGUUCCCUUCAUCCAUGAAUUUAGAUGCAUCAGGUGGUUGAAAAGAAAAUUCAAUUUGCUUAACGCUUCAUUGGACAGACACAUGUGGUGUGGUUAGUGAUAAGGUAAUUGUAACAGAAAGAGAACAGAAUUCCUUCAGUAACCGCUCUAUGCUUGUUAGGAGAUGUACGUUCCUAUGAAUACGUACGUUUGUUUCAGAAAUACUUUUUUUCAUUGCAUCUACAAUUUUAUAAAACAUCACAUCGUGAUGUUCAAAAUGUGUACUUAUUUGUGUUUUGUGUUCGGUCUCUUAUAUGGAAGUCGCGACCUGUUUCACAAUCCUCAGUGUCUACUUGAAAUGCCUGCGACAGCAACGAAAAUCUUCAGAGAACCGGAAAAGUGCGACUUUUGUCGCAAUAUUGCAAACGUCGAUAGAAUAGAAAACAUUUCUUCCACCGAUUUUCAUUCAAAAUACGCUCUACUGGGCAAGCCUGUUAUUGUAGCCGAUGGAAUGAGAGACUGGUCGGCACAAAAUGAAUUCUCAUUUGAAUUUUUCCAACGUCUUUAUCAAAAUAUUCAUGGAAAAAUCCUGUCAAAGAGUUGCCAGUUCUUUCCUUAUAAAACUGAGUUUAAAAAUUUGAGAGAAGUGUUCGAAAUGUCCAAGUCCAGAGCAAAUCUUGUCCCUGGAGAAAAGCCAUGGUAUGUUGGUUGGAGCAAUUGCAUGGAUAAAGCUGGGCAAUAUUUAAGGAAGUAUUACUCUAAACCAUAUUUCUUGGGCAAUUAUUCAGAAAAUAUUGCUCUCAGCUGGAUAUUCAUGGGCGGCCCCGGAGAUGGAGCACAGAUGCACGUUGAUAAUGUUCUCUAUCCAUCUUGGCAAGCUCAGCUCAAAGGUAAAAAACUAUGGAAGUUAGCCCCUCCUCCAGAGUGUUACAAUGUUUGUCAAAAUAUUGAGGUUUUGGUCCAGCCCGGAGAGAUAAUUGUUAUCGACACAAACCGAUGGUAUCACCAAACCGCAGUUUUGUCAGAAGUUGUGAGCAUUACAAUUGGCUCUGAAUUCGAUUGAAAUAUCGAAUUUUUUGAAACAACUCUUAAUAUAAAUUAUCAACUACCUUACUUUAAACUUAAACAGUAUAAAAUGAUGGCCGAGAGUAGCAGCGCAAUGGAAAUCCAGCAUGCAAUAUUUCAUACAAUGUAAUUGCUUAUUCAAGAAACACUUAAUUGUGAGAUUUCCACUAGACAGUUUACAAAACUUACACACUUGUUUUGCUAUACAAUAGCUUUAUGAAGCGUUUUCAUCGAGCGUUGAGUAUGAACACGCUUGAUAAAGCCAUUAUUGUACCUAUAGGGAAACACGUGUUGAGAUAUUGUAAACUGUCUAGUGGAAAUAUCACAAUGAAGUGGUAAGAAUCGAAUGAUUUAUUGAAAAAAUUAUCAUGUGAUAAUAAAAUGACCUUGUCUCUCUCUUAAAUUUCCAUUUUGUACAUUAAUGUAAUGUAAUAUUAUUUGGAGUUUUCAUGAAACGCAAAUAUCUUAAAAACCGAGCCAGAUAGGAAAAAUGUUCAAUUGCUUUUACUUUAACUAUGUGUGAAACUCAAAAUGUCUGAUAACUAGGAGGAAUACAUACCUACGUAUU